Messenger RNA from Linum trigynum, 4984 nucleotides. The record is from the annotation of a GenBank genome assembly. Lineage: Eukaryota; Viridiplantae; Streptophyta; Magnoliopsida; Malpighiales; Linaceae.
CUUUAAAAGAGAGACAGCGGCACCGCGCCAGUCCCACGCGGGCCCCCUAUUUUUACGUUAAAAGACAUAUGUAGCGGGUCCGCAUCAGUCUGAUGUGAAUUCGCUCUCCUUCCCCCACAAAAACACAAUAUUUGUGUCAAUUAAUUUAAAACCACCAUAUUGGUGGUAAAUAAAAAAAUUAACAAUAUUUUGGGAAUUUACCUCAUUAGUUAGUGCACGAAAUAACAUUUCAGAUGAAAUAACAUUUAAAGUUAUAAUUUAUGGUGACUUCUACAGUGCCCAUGGAAAAAUUCGGGGUACGGGUACCUUGGCCGAUCUUAACCAUUCAUUCUCAAUCUCCAUGACUCGCAUUUGUUGAACUUAACUGCCCCACUUAAUAACUAAACAAAUUACAAAAAAACCUCCUUACGGGUUAAGAUUGUUUUCAUUCUAGUGCAACUAACUGCCUCCGAUUAAAUUAAAUGGAUUAAGACUGCAAACCCAAUUGGGUAGACCCACUGCCGCCCUAACCAAUUUAGUCUCCCUAACCAAUUACACGAUCCCUCACUCGUCUUGGAUGAGACGCCCCUUCACAGUAAGAAGAUUUGAACCCCAAAUCUAUGUAUCCACAUUCGAAGAGAAGAUCCCCAUUCAAUAUGAAAUCCCCACAUAAUCAUCGUUUUGAACCACAAAUCCUUGUAUCCACAAUCGACGUUUUGCUCUUCGCCAUGUUAUUUCCGGCCAGAAUUUACUCACCUAUCUCUUUCUAACACGAUUACGGCGACCAUGUCUAUUAUUGUGUUCAUCAAACUUUUCAUUUUGCUAACCCUAGGGUUCAUGUUGUUAGUGCUUUGCCAUCUUGUCUUAGCAGUUAGCAUUAUUGGAACUGCUUAGAACAAAACUGAAGAUGAAAUAAGCAACACAUUCUUCGACCUAAUUGAGGAAGAAGAUGAAGAAGAAAUUUUUUGAUUCGAAUCGGAUGGAGAGGUCGCCUUAACUUGUGUUUAUGUAUUAACGGUGCGUUUAGGACUAAUUCUAGUUGGACUGGGAUCCGUAUUAUUUCUGGGUCUAAUCAUUGAUUUUUGCAAGCUUUUAAAUAACAUUCACAAGUGGGCUUGUACAUGAUCCGUGGAAUAUUCAAAAGUGGGCCUGGAACGUGCGAGCCAUUUCAUUUCUCAUGCCGUAUCAUCUGUUUGUUCGCCCUCGAAGAAGUUACGAACCCUACGAGGCUACUAUCAUUGAUUCAUGCGCCAACCCUAGUUUAACUAUCAUGACUUACCGUAGUUUAACCUACACGAGUUACCAUCAUAAUUACAUAUCUUAUGUAAUCUUCUUGACUCUUGACAAUCCACUUACCUCCACGGUCCAUAGUCCACCGUCUCCAUCACCCUCACGUCUCCUCCGCCCAUGAUCACUUUUUCUUUCCCCACUUAUCUCUCCAUCGUACACCUAGUUUAUCUCUCUCUUCAGUCUUCACCUUCCCCCACUUAAUUCUUCCCUACAAUCUGAAAUCUAGUAAUGGCAAAGAACAGUCGAUCAUUUGCGGAGAUGGGGAUACUUUCUUUAUCCAACGACGACUGCCGAUCCACCUCUAUUCUUGGUGACUAUCUCUCAUUUUCAAGCAAAACCACCAUUUUCGCCAAGUACGAGUUCAUCCACCUCAUUCCUUUCCCUCCCGAAGUGAAGACAUUAAUAAAAAAAUCUAGGUUGGGAAAAUUUCUUCCUUCUCCGGAGUCGAGGAAACACAAGUUACUGCCCACAUGUCAUGAGGAAGUUCUACCACAAUCUUGAGCUUUCUGGUCCCUCAGACUCUCAUCUGGUGUCGAUCUUCCUCAGACAUAGAGUCUUCUUUCAGUCUCAUCAAUUUGCUGAGAUCCUUGAUCUUCCCGCAGGAGGAUACCCCAUUACGAGCAGAAGCGAUCUUGCGCGGCUUCACUAUUUUGAGUUUGAAGUUGAACUGUCGAAACUCACGACGGGCCGCAUCGAUGCUUCUUUCCUCCCAGAUCCUCUUUGAUUUCUGCACUGGUUGAUCGUCAACUGCUUCCUUCUAAGGUACCAUGGUCAUUCGAUUAUUCGUAAACUUGACUUGGUUAUCAUUGUGCAAGCUCAGAGAGGUGUUCCUGUUAACCUCGCAUCUCUAAUGUGCCUGAACAUGGUCGAAGCUGCUCCCAAAGGGGAAAACUGGUAUACUGCCUUUCCCUAUGCCACAUUUGUCACCACCUUUCUUGAAAGGGUUGGGAUGGAUAUGAGCAUUUAUGUUAGGGAGGACCGUUCUGCUUAUUUGCCGGUGUACCGCAUAACCGAAUUGACUAAUAGUUUUCUUGAGAAUCCGCAUACGGAGCAGCAGCAGACCCCUAAGGCCUCCUCAAGAAAACGUCCUCGGCUUGCAUGAGAGUCGAUUGAUGCAAGGCCGGGUGGAGCGUUGGAGCAGCAAAGGGGCCAACAAUGGAUGUCUUUUGUUAUCAAGUUUAUUAAGUCUUUGUUGGUUUUUUGUCAAUCAUUUGUCUUUUCCUUUAUUCUCCAUCACUCAAAACUGUCAGGUAUUGAGGGGAGCAGUACAUAUCUAACUCGAAAAGUCUCCUAUUUUAAUUUGUGUAAUGUCUAGACCUGGAAUUUUCAAUGCACGCAGUAUUUUCUGAAUUUGUCAUGGCUAGGAUGCAUAAGACAGGUGACGAGAUGCAGUAAUGCAUAGGGGGAGAUUUUAAUCCACUUUGGUUCUAAGCAGUUCCAAUUAGGUCGAAGAAUGUGUUGCUUAUUUCAUCUUCAAUUUUUCAUGGUUUUCGAAAAUUAUGGUUUUUAUUUAUAUUUGGUCACAAGUAUAGUGAUGAUAGGCUUGAAUAGUAUGGAUUUUAAAUGGCUUGAUUAUAAUGAAUUUUGAUCUAUGGAGAUAUUUUUCCCCCCUUUUUCAUCAAGACUAUCAUGCUUCUUUUAUUCCCCCGUUGAAUCUAUCAUGCUUUGUUUACAGUAAAUAUAACCUUUUAAUUAUACACAAUAAAGAAUUCAUUAAUUAUGUAAGCCUUUUUAUUGUAUUUAUUAAUACAAUGGUUGAAUUCUCUCACUAAAAGGGGAGUUAAUACAUCGUUGGUGGAAUUUGAAUGAAUGGGAAGCCUUUCCAUAUCCUAGUAACAUUAAAUUAAUUACCUAAGAAUUUUCCAUCUGCCUUCUACGAGUUUUCGUCAUUAAAAUAUAAUGAUUGGGAGCCAAUCAAUUUUACUUUUUGGGUUAACCAAACAUCAAAUUUAAUUAGACGAGGGCAAUUGGGAACGAAGUGGAACCGAGUAAGAGGAAGAGACAUUGGUUUUGAAUUUUGUUAGUUUGUAUAAAACAUUAUUAAAUGAGUUUCUGGUUGUUAUAUAGAGAAUAUAAAGUUUUCUACAUUAAAUUAUUCUGAUUAUUGGGUUUUUGUUAUUAAUCCAUGCUGAUUGGGAGCCAUUAGUUUUACUUUUUGGGUUAAACAGACAUCAAUGCAUUGUUAAUUGGAGAAAACAAAAGUCCCCAAAACACACUUGCCUACUUGGCAUAGGGGUUUAAAAGCAAACUCCUCCUUUACGGAAAAAAUCAUAGUUUCCACGAAAAAACAAAUAUAGAAAGCAUUCAAUAAACAAAAAAUGGUUGUCCAUCAAAACAGAUAUAGAAAGCAUUCACCAAACCAAAAAAGGUUGUCCAUCAAAACAAAUAUAGAAGUCAUUCACCAAACCGAAAAUGGUUGUCCAUCAUCUUAAAUAAAAAAAAUAAUAAAAUGGUUGUCCAUCAUCUUGAAAAACAAAGCAAAAUCAGGUUGUCCUUGGUCUCUUUGACUGGGUUUCCUUGUGCUCUUCUCUUUCAUUUUUCCUCCUUUCAUGGGCUUUCUUGUACUCUUGGACUGCAGCUUCAAGUUGAGGUGCAACUGUUCUUGCUUCCGUGAGCACUGUAUGCCUUAUGUAGUUCAUGGGCUCUCCAACAAGGUACAACACGAUCUGCAUCCUCCUCACUUGAGUGCAUGGCUAUCAACAUCAACAACCAUGGUGCUUAACGCAUGAUUCAAAAUUAACAAACAAGUGUGGUUUUCAAAUAUAGGCGUGCUAGAAUUGUCUUUACCCAAAUAUAAGAGGAGUCCCAGCUUGCUCCAUACAUCCACAUGCAAACCCAGACUCUACUGUCAGACCUACAUAAAAUGAAAGCAUUGCAUGAUAAACAAGUUGAUAAGCCGUUGUUUAAUAUCACACAAAAUGGACAUACUUACUGAUGUAGUUGUUCUUGAUCCUCUGAAGGAUUUGUUUACGAAAACUCCGCAAUCCUUGGUGGCAACAGACCCGGAUAAAGUUCACGAUAGAGAGUCUUCCACAAGGCUUGCAUAAAUCCCAUCUGUACAAAUUAAGAAACAUAUGUAUUGAGAAAGAGGUAUUUACAUUUUUUUACGUUAUAACGGCUCAAUGUCACACAUUUACCAUUGUCUGAACUGCUUGUAGUCGAAAAGAAUUGCGGUCUUCUGUUGGUUGUGGAUCCAAGAUAUGGACUUCUUCCUUAUCCAACUUAAUGAAAGCCAAGUACCAGUGGGCAUUAUCCCUCAUCGGAACACACACACCUACAUAUGCGGAAAUUGUCAACACGUAUUAAAAAAAUAAAUUGCAAACCAUGUAAUACUUAUUAAAAAUCCAGAGGAGGCCCGUACAGAGUAGAGCAACACGAACAGUUUACCUUGUUUGCCAUAUUGGCUCGACUAAGGAAUUUGGAUUCGUAUAGGUCUAAUGCCCUCUUGGGUGUUAUUCCACAUGAAAUCACUAGUUCCUGCCCAUGUGGUAGUUGCACAAUUGAAAUUUUGUCAACAUAAUAUCAUUCAUGUAAAAAAAUAUGUUUUUUAUUUGUUUGCUAACAUGAAAUUACUCUUAAGCAAAAUCGGCCCACAUGCCUGUAGUUCAGCAGGCUAUCACACACUCUUUUUCAGUCCUUAGAAUUUUCCCACAACUCUUCUAGAGUCAAGUGACAUGCCACCGCUGUUAUAACCUAAUAUAACAUGGACAAAAAC